CCUUGAACAGAUGGACAGUAAACGGCAUCUUCAAUUAUAACGGAGACAUCUAAUCCCUACCCGUUCACUUGCUCUCCACAGCAACCAACGAAAGAAGUGCUUGUCGCCGUUGGCGGUUUCCUACUCUCCACCGCAGGUCCCCAGCGCCCAAAGAAGUACAUCGGUUUCCUGCUCACCACCGCAACCACAGAAGAAAGAAGAAACGGUGUUUCCUUCUCUUCAUCGCAACCUAAGAGCACCCUAGCCGCUUUUCACGGGCUUCACUUGUCAACGGACGUAGCCCAAUGAAUUAAGAAUUUCGACGUCUUUCAAGGAUUCUCUUCAACAUAUUCUAGGACAUUCGGUAUGUAUGCGGCUUAUUCAUCAAUCUAAUUUAGGGUUUUAAUUUGUGCAAAAUAGCUAUCCAAUAUCCAAUCAAAAUUAGAACUUUUAGGACUUGUUUGUAUGCAAAUAACUUUGAACUUAUUCUAUGAGUUUAUUAUACGAAUGCAAUGUAGUUCUAAUGCAUAGCCUCUUUCUUGUAUUGUUUUUCCAUCUUGAAACAUGUGGUUACUUUGUUAGAAUGUGCUUGAAGUUCAGAAAAUAAGAUUGAUCAUGCCAAGGAUAGAAGUUAAUUUAGUUUCUGAAGUAUUAAAUUAAUGAAUUGCUGCAGCUAACAUAUAUACUAAUGAUGAAGAAUUACAUUAUUGCAAUUUGAUAAAACUUUGAGAAUAUGGGGUGCAAAAUAUUAAGUGUAAUUAAUUAAAUGAAAAUGUACUUCAAGUAUCUCUCAUUUUUCUUUUUGAAUUUUCAUCUACUGAGUAAACGAAGAUGUUUUGUUAAAUGAUAGAUGAAGUUGCAACAUUGCAUCUAUAGUACAGAUGAAAUGUCCCGCCAAACAUACACUUAGAAAUAACUGGUUUAAGCUAAUGUUGAUUUCCAAAAUCAAGGAGGUGUUUGGAUGCACGGGGUGCAGGGGCUAAACAGGUAAAGGAAUUUGAUUGGCAUAGUUUUGAAAAUAAUCUUCCAGGCUUAUUAGUUCUUAUAUUUGUUGUUGUCCAACAGACCACACUUCAGUUUGUCAAGUGGAUCUUUCUUCCAUUAGCCACUGAUGAGGACAGCCUAAUAACCUAUUAAGAACUUAAACUGACAAUGAUUCCUAGUAGUCUAGCAUUCCUUGAAACAGAAAAUGUCCUCUGAAAGGACAAAGAUACCUUAAUUUGAUGCCUGUUUUUCUUUGGAGUCAGUGUGCUGUAUGGUUCUGUUUUUUUUUAUUUGGUUUCUAGUGUUAACAACAACAACAACAUCCAAGCCUUAAUCCCAAAAGAUUUAGUUUCUUGUGUUAACAUAUCAAAUAAAUAGUCAUUCUUCCAUUUGAUUCAUAUACUUUAACUAUACUUGUAAACUACUGUCUUCUGUCUUCACCCCCCCAAAAGUGGCCCAUUUGACCUAUGCACAACUUUUUAACUCGGACAAGUACCAUUGUCAUUUUUUCAUAUCUCAUGAAUCACACUUUCAUUUUCAAAAUUCAUUUGAUGGUUUAACCAAGUUUAUCAUAUGUAACUUCUUUAUAUCUCUUGCCGUUUUUUGGAAAAUUACAUGAUAGAUUAGCUUAAUUUGAUCAAAUUGGACCCUUUUUAGGCAAAAAAAAGUCAUUGAAACCGGCUUUCAUUUUUUAGAAUGAGGGAGAUUUAUCCAUCCUUUUUUAUCUCUGCAUAAGUUGUCGCAUUUCCUCUUAUCCUCUGCCAUAUUAUCAAUCCAUCUCAAUACAGGAGUCCUGUAAGAGUAAGCUAUAACUUAAAUUUUGUUAUCAAAUCAAUAAAGGUAUAUAUUUUAAUAGAACACAUCGAUUCAUUAAAUUAUAUAUAUUCAUUUCUUAAAUACAGAGUAUUCUUUCUUCUGAAAGCAUUUCUUUAUUUUAAACAGACUUACUAGCUAGCUAAUCAAUAACAUAAAUAUACCCAUCACAAAUUUACUCCGUAGUAAACACAUAAAUAAAUAAUAAAUAAAUAAAACUAAAGAUAUUAACCUCUCAAUGCCUUAUACGAAAGCUUCUCAGCACUUUCUCGUGAUUCCAUAUGAACAAUAGCACAAAUUAACGACUUCCCCUCAAGUAUAUUAAAGGUGAUGUACUUGAUUUAGAUGAUAUGACACCAGGAUCUUCAAAUAGAGUGCCAAGAACUUUAAUUUUUUAUGAAAUGUGAAUUCCUAAUAAGCAACAGCUCCCAUACAUAAAAAUCAACUAGGAAAUCUAAUUAGGAAGUCCAAUCAUUGGAGAUUAAGAUUUAUACUAGAUAUAGACAUCCCAUACAGUAAUUUCUUUACUCACAUAACUAGGAAGUCCAUAGGCAAUAUUUUAUUAAAUCAACUGCCUAAAUGAUUCAACUACACAUCAUUAACUUGCAACAUUCCUAACUGAAUUUAUCUAUUCUUGGAGCAGAUCUCAGUUUUCAUAGAAAGAAAUAUCGAUCUGGUCAGAGUUAAAAGUGAUAUUUUGGAGUCCACAAGCAUCAAUCCAAUUAGCACUCAUUUGUCUUGAUGGGAGAGGAUAUAUAGCAAACAUACUCGAUGUCAUAUUUAGAAGAAAGAAUACUCUGUAUUUGUCUGCAUUUAUUUUAGCUAUCGCUAUAGGCUGCUUUAAUUCAGGCAGAGCAGUAGCAGCUUUAUCCAGCUGCAAAUAACACCUAUGCAUGUGAGAGUAAUUCAAAAUUUACCACUGGUUGAGCCAAUGCUCGAAGCAACAUCAACAAAGAAUGAUAAAUGGACUAAAAAACACUCCCAACUCUGAAGUAAGCUAUCAUGAUUCAGAUGCAAAUUAGGUCUUAUUCACAAUACUUAUAUACGGAGUAUACUUAUCACACAAAAAGUGUUUAUACCUACAAAUGUCAAAUUUAUGAAAAUGGUUUUCACUGUAAAGAUCAGUUAGCUAGUACUCCACCUAAUAAUGUAAAUUCUUCUAAUUCCUUAAACAAGAAUAAUCCUGAAAUUUUUCAGCAAAUUUAUAACACCUAUUUUCAUAAUUCUGUAAAUACUUGUAAUCAAAACUAUUCAAUUGAUGUAAAUACUAAUGCUUUUGAUUGUCUUAGACAAACACCAGAUUCUUCCAAUUUGCUCUAUUACAUACACUGAUGUAAGUGGAAUCAAUCACUUAAAUGACAUGACUCAACUGCCAGUGAGAUUAGGAGCUUCCUGAGAAGAGUGUUUCGUUGUAGCCAGUCUUUACUGAACUUGGCCCAAGCAAUGCCUAAGGAGGCAAGGACUCCCAUCCCAUCAAGUCAGGAACCAACCACUUGCACUUUUUUACAUCCUUUGUCUCACAAUGCCCUCUUGGCAACGUAAGUCAUCUGGCGUCUGCACAAUGCACGACGGACCACGGCCAACUUCCCAAUCUGUGACCUUCAAGCUGCCAUCGAAGCCCAACGAAAGUUAGAUUGUCUCUGCCGCACCGUAGGGCGUCGCUUCAGUGAAUCACUUGAGCCCUGAUACCCUCAAGGGCUCCCCGUCGAAUAUCUAUUUUUCCCUGGCUAGCGCUAGCGAAGUGUAGAGCUGGGUCUUCAUUUCAGUGAUUUUCAUCCGAACAAGAGAACCCCAGGAUUGAGAGCAUCGGCGACAAGAUAGGAAGAAGAUCGAUGAAGGGAAACGACGGGAAUAGAAAUGGAAAUUGACAAGGAAGAGAGGCGGAACACUAACGGAGGCUAACGUAUUAAAUGGAUACAAUUAAAUUAAUAAAUAUUAGAGGGGCACACGAUCAAAUUAUAAGAAGUACUAGUUUCAUACCCGUGCGAUGCACGGGAAAAUAUGAUUCUUAUAUAAAAUAUAACUUUUUUUAAUAAUAUAAAUUAAAAAUGAAAUUUAAUUAUUUCCUACGUAAGAAUUGAAUUCAAUUGUAUUGUCAC
This is a messenger RNA of Cuscuta epithymum, 3875 nucleotides long. Lineage: Eukaryota; Viridiplantae; Streptophyta; Magnoliopsida; Solanales; Convolvulaceae. The record is from the annotation of a GenBank genome assembly.